AUGCACGCGAUGCCCUCCUUGCCCAUCUCAUCGUUCCUGCCUUGCCAACGUCUCUGCUACUCUAAAGGAAGCAGCAGGAGGAUCGGCACCACCGGUAAAUACAGUAAACGCAUCACCCAGGAGUUGUCUCAAGGAGCAUCUCAAGCCAUGUUGUAUGCUACCGGCAUGAAGGAGGAGGACAUGAGCAAGGCUCAAGUCGGCAUCGCCAGCGUGUGGUGGGAAGGAAACCCCUGCAACAUGCACUUGCUGGACCUCGCGGCGGCGGUGAAGGUUGGAGUGCACGAGGCGGGCAUGCAGGGGAUGCGAUUCAACACCAUAGGAGUGUCGGACGCCAUCUCGAUGGGCACAGACGGCAUGUCCUACUCCCUCCAGUCUCGGGACAUCAUCGCCGACUCGAUCGAGACCGUCAUGGGAGCACAUUUCUACGACGCCAACAUCUCAAUCCCUGGUUGCGACAAGAACAUGCCUGGAACGAUCAUCGCCAUGGCAAGGCUCGAUCGCCCGUCGCUCAUGCUGUACGGAGGAACCAUCCGAGCCGGAGGAGCUCCUUCCAUCGGUCGGCCAGUGCUGGACGUGAUCGCAGCAUACGAGUCUUAUGGGGAGUUGGCGUACGGAAAGAUCAACUUGGAGGAGAGGAACAAGAUCGUCCAGAGCUGCUGUCCUGGACCUGGAGCAUGCGGAGGCAUGUACACGGCGAACACGAUGGCAACAGCGAUAGAGGCGAUGGGAAUGUCGCUGCCUUACUCUUCCUCAUCACCAGCUGACUCGGAGGAGAAGAUGAAGGAGUGCAGAGAUGCGGGAAAGGCAAUCCGAACAUUGUUGGAGAAAGACAUCAAGCCGUCGAUGAUCAUGACUGAAGCUGCUUUCCGCAACGCCAUGGUGAUGGUGAUGGUGACGGGAGGGAGCACGAACGCUGUGCUGCAUCUCAUCGCAAUGGCACGCGCAGUGGGGGUGAAGCUGACCAUCGAUGACUUCCAGAAGGUGAGCGAUUCGACACCCUUCCUUGCGGACAUGAAGCCGUCGGGGAAGCAUGUGAUGGAGGACCUGCACAAGGUGGGAGGGACGCCGGCGCUGAUGAAGUACCUGGUGGAGAAGCACCUCAUCGAUGACAGCCAGCUCACGGUGACGGGGAAGAGCAUCGGAGAGAACCUGCACGGGCUCCCCUCCCUCCUCAAGGACCAGAAGGUGAUCUUUCCAGUCGAGCAGCCGAUCAAGAAGUCCGGACAUCUCCAGAUCCUCUACGGCAACAUCGCACCGGAGGGGGCAGUAGCCAAGAUCACAGGGAAGGAGGGGGAGAUGUUCGAGGGGGAGGCCAUCGUCUUCGACUCCGAAGAGGAGAUGCUCUCCGCCCUCUCCCGCAAGGAGAUCCGGCCCGGCAUGGUGGUCGUGAUCAGGUACGAGGGGCCCCAGGGAGGGCCUGGCAUGCCGGAGAUGCUGACUCCGACCUCCGCCAUCAUCGGGGCCGGGCUGAGCAAGUCUGUCGCCCUGCUCACCGAUGGAAGGUUCUCAGGAGCGACCCACGGCUUCUGCAUCGGGCAUGUGACACCGGAGGCCCAGCGGGGAGGAGCGAUCGCGCUGAUCAGGGACGGAGACAGGAUCAGGAUUGAUGCUCGUCCCCAGAGGAGGUCCAUCGACGUGCUCCUGUCCCCCGAGAUUCUGGAGGAGAGGAGGAAGGCGUGGAAAGCCCCUCCUCUCAAGGCGAGCAGAGGAACGCUGUACAAGUACAUCAAGUGCGUAUCGUCUGCGUCAACGGGCUGCAUCACCGACGAAUGA
Molecule: messenger RNA, 1773 nt
Organism: Guillardia theta CCMP2712
Lineage: Eukaryota; Cryptophyceae; Pyrenomonadales; Geminigeraceae
Exons: 9
Coding region: 1-1773 (590 amino acids)
Biological process (GO): branched-chain amino acid biosynthetic process
Molecular function (GO): dihydroxy-acid dehydratase activity
Source: RefSeq, a predicted model, not a curated record